Brienomyrus brachyistius is the source of this 4448-nucleotide messenger RNA. It is a transcript of the gene dmgdh, whose product is annotated as dimethylglycine dehydrogenase. NCBI's taxonomy places the organism in Eukaryota, Metazoa, Chordata, Actinopteri, Osteoglossiformes, Mormyridae. The record is from RefSeq and is a predicted model, not a curated record. The transcript has 16 exons. Gene Ontology annotation, cellular component: mitochondrion. Gene Ontology annotation, molecular function: protein binding; oxidoreductase activity. Bases 122 to 2743 code for a protein of 873 amino acids.
GCGGAGGCUGAUUGGAUAAAGAUCCGUUCCGGUCGGUUUGCUCAGUUCUAAUGUGUCAUGUAAGAACUCUGCAUGAGAUAUGCUUUGAAUCGCGCAGAAUACUCAUUUUAUAGAUAUAACCAUGAAAAACGUAUUGAAUUCUGUAAACUUGCGAGUGCAGAAACAUGUUUAUGCGUGUCUGUGGCGUCCUUUGUGGCGUGCGUUAAGUUCUGCUCCGCAGACAUGUGCAGCGGAGAGAGACAGUGGGGCCAGUAUCCUGAGGAGCAGGUGGAAAGACACAGCAGACACCGUGAUCAUCGGAGGGGGAUGUGUUGGGGUCAGCCUGGCCUACCACCUGGCCAAGGCGGGCGUUAAGGAUGUGGUGCUGCUCGAGAAGUCCGAGCUGACCGCUGGCUCCACCUGGCAUGCCGCAGGUUUAACCACAUACUAUCACCCCGGCAUUAACCUGAAGAAGAUUCACUACGACAGCAUUAAGUUGUAUGAGAAGUUGGAGGAGGAAACGGGUCAGGCCGUUGGGUUUCAUCAACCAGGCAGCAUUCGCAUUGCAUCGACCCCAGUCCGAGUGGACGAGCUCAAAUACCAGAUGACGCGCACACACUGGCAUCCAACACCGCAGUUCCUCAUUGGACCGGAGAAGAUCCAGGAGCUCUUUCCAUUGCUUAACAUGAACAAGGUGUUGGCUGGACUUUACAACCCUGGCGAUGGGCACAUUGACCCGUACUCUCUCACCAUGGCAUUGGCUGCAGGUGCUCGCAUGCACGGUGCCCAGAUAUACCACCCUGCCCCCGUCACCGGGCUCACUGCCACAUCUGAUGGAAAGUGGGACGUGGAGACACCCCAUGGGAGAGUCCGUGCCAAGCGCCUCGUCAAUACAGCAGGAUUUUGGGCUCGAGAGGUUGGGAAGCUUAUAGGCCUGGAGCAUCCAACCAUCCCGGUUCAUCACCAGUACGUGGUGACGGCGACUGUGCCGCAGGUGAAGGCCUUGAAGGCGGAGCUGCCUGUGAUCCGGGACCUGGAGGGAUCCUAUUACCUUCGGCAGGAGCGGGACGGCCUGCUCUUCGGGCCGUACGAGAAAGAGGCCAAGAUGAAGCUGCAGGACUCCUGGUUCAGAGACGGAGUCCCUCCGGGCUUUGGGAAGGAGCUCUUUGAAUCAGACUUGGACCGCAUUAUGGAGCAUGUAGAGGCUGCCAUGGAGAUGGUUCCUGUUCUGAAGGAUGCUGACAUCAUCAAUAUCGUGUCAGGUCCCAUCACAUACACCCCAGACCUUUUGCCUAUGGUGGGACCUCACCAAGGUGUGCGCAACUACUGGACUGCAGUUGGCUUUGGCUAUGGAAUCAUCCAUGCUGGAGGGAUGGGCAAGUUCUUGAGUGACUGGAUUGUUAACGGGGAGCCACCCUUUGACCUGAUCGAGUGUGACCCCAACCGCUAUGGAAAGUGGACCACAGAAUCUUACAUCUGUGCUAAGGCUAGGGAAUCGUACGGCUUCAACAAUGUGGUGGGAUACCCAAAGGAGGAGCGCUUUGCAGGCAGACCCACGCACAGGGUGAGCGGCGUGUACGACCAGCUCAAAUCCAAGGCGUCUAUGGGAUUUCAUGCCGGUUGGGAGCAACCUCACUGGUUCUACAAGGAUGGAGACGAGACCGGAUACAGGCCGAGUUUUCAGCGCACAAACUGGUUUGAACCUGUGAGACGGGAGUACAGGCAGGUCAUGGAGAAAGUGGGGGUGAUUGACCUGACACCAUUUGGAAAGUUCAUGGUCAAAGGGAAGGACUCAGAGAAGCUCCUGGACCGUCUCUUUGCCAACGUUAUGCCGAAGGUGGGCAUGACCAACAUCAGUCACAUGCUGACCCCCACAGGGAAGGUUUAUGCCGAAGUGACGAUAACGCAGCUCACUGAAGGAGAGUUCCUUCUGAUCACUGGCUCUGGUUCAGAGCUGCAUGACCUCAGAUGGAUUGAAAAGGAGGCGGAGGAUGGUGGCUACGAUGUGGGCAUUACCAAUGUGACAGAGGACAUGGGGGUGCUGGGCAUAGCGGGACCCAAGUCUAGGACUGUCCUGCAGAAACUGACAGAUGAGGAUAUGAGUGAUUCCAGCUUUAAGUUCCUUCACUGCAAGUCCAUCAAAGUGGCCGGAAUUCCACUGAGAGCUAUAAGAAUCUCUUAUACAGGAGAGCUGGGCUGGGAACUGUACCAGGACAGCAAGCACACAGCCGCCGUGUACCAGGCCCUGAUGCAGGCUGGAAGGGACGAGGACAUCGACAACUUUGGAACCUACGCCAUGACCUCAUUGAGACUGGAGAAAGGCUUCAGGGCCUGGGGAGCAGAGAUGAACUGUGACACCAAUCCUUUGGAAGCUGGCUUAGACUACUUCAUCAAGUUAAACAAGCCUGCUGACUUCAUUGGAAAGAAGGCUCUUCAGGAGAUCAAGGCUGUGGGCCUGACACGCAAGCUGGCUUACCUCACCGUGCAGACUGAUGACAUUGACCCUGAGGGCAAUGAGACCAUCUGGCAUGAUGGCAAGGUGGUUGGAAACACGACUUCCGGGGCCUACAGUUACAGCGCUGGGCAAAGCCUGGCCUUUGGUUACCUGCCCAUCGCGCUGAGCGCCGUGGGCCAGAAGGUGCAGGUGGAGCUGCUGGGCAAAAAGUAUACAGCCACUGUGGUCCAGGAGCCUCUGGUGAUGACAGAGCCAACGAGGAACCGUCUGAAGAAGGCAGCUACAGGCACGACUAAGGAAGGCCACUGAGAAGCCUGUUUGGGACCAGCGGGCAGAGUGGUGUGUGUGUGUGGGGGGGGUAACUGCGUUUCGAUGGCCUAUUCAAAAAAAACAUCUUCCUCUAUGUGGUCAGCUUCAGACGGAGAAGUAAAACCCAUGUCAACAUUAUAUAACUGCCUCUCAGUUUGCUAAAGUGUGUUGUGAAGAAGAAUGAUGUAUUUAUAUGGGGUUUUGUGAAGAAUGAAUAUUCUCCACUCUGUUUUCCCUUUCUGAACACAAUUUGAAGGACAAAGAAAAUAGCUGAUAUUUCUCUUGAAGAUAAGGUUUAAUCUGCCAAUAUAUACUCCAAGUUUAGAGCAGCAACAUAUCCCUGUCGCAAAAAGGUGAACCCCAAAACGAAGAAAAGGGAUAGCUUAGAUACCAUUGAACUAUAGCAACAUCCCCUUUCAUUCUAUUGGUGGGCUUGGUUGGGUCUUCAUCUCAUGGGGCCUGGGUGAUCUCCUGCAUCCUUCACUUAUCUCCUGCAUUCCUUAGCAGGCCACGAUGCCCUAAGGGCGACGAAACUCAGGGUGUCUCCCCGAACACUGCUGCUGACCAAUGUCACUCACCCAUUUCCCCAUUAAUAUUGGGCAACACAUGUCUAUUACAAAAACUUUGAUCGGCGGUGGGCAACUUUUCGCGAUCAUCCAGAUCCAGAUGAGCUGCCCCUUGUCUCACCUGCUUGUCAAUUCCAAGGCAACAUUGCUAAUAAACUUGCCCUGUGUAUCAUCACAAUAAGACCUUCCAUCCCCCGGCACGCCAUCCUUGAAUCUCCCUUAAUCUCUCCAAACGCCUAAUACGCAUGUCCCUAAGACUCAGCAUUACUGGCACAUGAGUAAUUAAUUCAUGAUUAAUACAGCCUUCCUUAUAAUCAUACUCCAGAAUCACAGUCUCCCAUAGUAAAAUUCAAUCAGCCGUUAUAUGUAUUAAUCCUAUCAUGCACCUCAAACUAUCACACACCUAUUGCCCCAACAAAUUCCUUCCAGUUUGACCAGGCCGAGUCAUGGAUGUGUGCUGUGUCACGUGGAUUUGGUAAAGGUCUGCAUGACUAUCUUGGCAAAGAGUGUCAUUUGCAAAAAUGUUGGUGCAGUUUAACAGUAUAAGCGACCCAGUGUUUUCAUGCAUCAACACUUUAGAUACCCACAUAGUAGGCGCAGAAAAACUACUUUUCUAAGAAUUACACAGAUAUGAAAAAUGUCAUACUUUUAUUACGUUAUAUUUUCAAUGCAUAAAGAUGAUACGACGUCUGUUUAUGUGUAAUUAUUCGUUCAACAUGUUGAAGAAGCAAUAUGACAUAUCAAAUGUCCGUACCAAACGUUGUGUAAGUAACCAAGAUUAUUGUAACAACGAUAAGGAAGGAUUAAACUGUGAAGCUAGUAAAGUUGUAUUGUAUAACUUUAAACGUUAGAUUGACCAUACUCCUAGUAGAAAAUAAGCGACAAGUAUUAAAACAAAUUUACCUUAAUUAAUGCAUGUUAAUACAUGCAGACGUUUAUUAUUCAAUGGAAAAUACACUAACCUUUCCGCCAACAUAAAAGAAUAUAUUUCAAAUAACAGUUUACUGCCAUGAAAAUGUUAUCCCCUGGUCGAGAUGUUGCGUGAGUUUCAUCACCCACAAAAACGUCUUAUAGUUUGGUUUCAGCGUGACUGACUGUACGUGCAAAGCUGCAAUUUGAAUAAAAGACGUUGCGUCAGA